CGAAACAGCACGUUACCGCACCAAUAUUUCUUCCACUCUUCCCCGCAUGAGAACGGUCGCGUCGUCGUCGUCGUCCUUGGUGGUUCGAAUCGUUUGUGGAAGGAACAAGGGACAUCUGCAUCGAUUGCUCGGGAGGACCGGGACCCCUCGGACCCUUUCGCACCCGGCGUCCCCGCCGUACCCCGGACGGCAUCCCCAGGGGCUCCGUUCCCUUCCGGCCGGGCAAGCCAGAUCCAUGGUUUCGGCGGCGCCCAACAGACACUUCGCGGGGCACCUCGCCGAGUUUUCUCCCGCGGACGGCAGCCUCCUGCCGGUGCCGCUUCGUCUCGUCCCGGAGGAGUUGGUUGCCUGGGGCCAGGCCCCAAAGACCCUCGAGAUUCUCGUCUCGGAAGCAAUAGAAGCAGAAACAGAAACAGAAACAAAGACACUGACAGGACCCGCACCAGAAAAAUGCGGCGCGCCCUCUCGAUUCUUUCGCAGGCGCACCGUUACCGUUCUCCCCGCCGUGGGAUGCGGGCUCGACAGCCUAGACACCAUCCGAUCGGAAGAAUACCAUCCGUGCCGCGAGAGCAACAGCAACAGCAACGACGACGACGCAUUCGAGUGGAACACCAGUGACCCCAUUGUGCACAUCUGGAACGACGAGACCAACGGUGUCGGUAUUAUAGACAGGGUUGUCGGCCCAGCAGCAACCCCAGCAGCAACAAAACCAGCAGCUUCCGCGGCGGCGGCGACCACCACCACCACAAUCUUGUUGGAAACUACCUUCGCCCUGCCGGGGAGCCAUCGCCUCCGGGUCGCCUUCGGCCUGGACGCCGCCUCCGACCGAAACGGGAAUUGUCGCUACGGGCUGUCGUCGUCCUCCCCCAUACGGGUGCACCUGGAGCGAUGGUACGACACCGACCCGGACCCCUCCGUCCAGGGGGCCGCCCGCAACGCGGAGGACGUGAACGGCCACCUGGACGCGGCCACGGUGGCGUGCCUCCUCGGGGCCGACAAAGGGCAGCGGCAGCGGCUGCGGGCCAUCGCCGCGGAGCCACCCAUCCGGGAGGCGGCGGGCCGCGGCGAAACGGUCGAUCUGGCGUUGUUCGGGAGGCUCGGGAUCUCCGGCCGGGACGGAAGCGACGGCGGCUGGUCCCUCGACGUGGCGCUCGGCCUUCCGUUUCCCCCCUCGGAGGAAGAAGGUGGGGCAAGCGAGCCGCAAACCGGCACCGCAACGACGGUGCGGCGCGUGUUCCGGGGACGGUUCUGCACGCCGUUCUGUUCCGAAACGAAACCGCCUCUGGCGGAGAAGGGGGAGCCAUUUCGUCGGAACAAACCGCCCGUGGCAUCGGGGCCAAGGCCAGCGGUGCUAUACUAGUAGUAGUACUGCUACGAAGUUUUGUUCCAUCGUUUGUUUCACGGGCGAUGUCUCUGGUGGCAAAAACACCAAGUGGGGCAGUCGCAAACCCAUACCGCCGAGAGACCCAGAGGCAAUCCGAAACAUUCCCCGAGGCAAUCUCAAAAACAAUUGCAGAGAUUUUUCUACUCUGUCCCAUCGAGGGCAAGGAAAUCCAGAAGCACGGCCAAAGUGUGAGGCCUCAUUUACUCUUGCCUGGAAAUAAAUCAAACCUUCAUCU
Messenger RNA from Pseudo-nitzschia multistriata, 1619 nucleotides. The record is from the annotation of a GenBank genome assembly. Lineage: Eukaryota; Bacillariophyta; Bacillariophyceae; Bacillariales; Bacillariaceae.